This is a messenger RNA of Entelurus aequoreus (snake pipefish), 5897 nucleotides long. RefSeq names its product junctophilin 3a (gene jph3a). NCBI's taxonomy places the organism in Eukaryota, Metazoa, Chordata, Actinopteri, Syngnathiformes, Syngnathidae. Gene Ontology annotation, biological process: regulation of synaptic plasticity. The transcript is spliced from 5 exons. The record is from RefSeq and is a predicted model, not a curated record. Bases 172 to 2763 code for a protein of 863 amino acids. Gene Ontology annotation, cellular component: plasma membrane; endoplasmic reticulum membrane; junctional membrane complex.
UUCCACACGAGAAACUCUUUCAGAAUUAGAGGCGAGGAAGUCAGCGGCCUGUGCUUCCCCUGAUACCGGGUUCAAGCAAGGCCUCCACCCUUCUUGCUACUUCUGAGUAAACUAGGCCUCUGUUGCUCUUUUUCUUGACAUUCUAAGGAUUUGCCAAAACCUGUUUCAUGCAUGUCCACUGGAGGCAGGUUUGACUUUGAUGAUGGGGGGUCGUACUGCGGGGGGUGGGAGCAGGGAAAAGCUCACGGUCGAGGGGUCUGCACGGGGCCACAGGGUCAGGGCGAGUACGCAGGAGCGUGGAGUCACGGCUUUGAGGUCCUGGGUGUGUACACAUGGCCCAGUGGGAACAGCUACCAGGGCACCUGGGCGCAGGGUAAACGGCACGGUAUCGGAGUGGAGAGCAAGGGCCGUUGGGAGUAUAGAGGGGAAUGGACACAAGGCUUUAAAGGCCGCUAUGGGCAGCUGGAGAGCACGGCCAGCGGCGCCCGCUAUGAGGGGACGUGGAGCAACAGUCUGCAGGAUGGAUACGGCACUGAAACCUACUCUGAUGGAGGAACCUACCAUGGCCAGUGGCUGGGUGGGAUGCGUCAUGGGUACGGUGUGCGACAGAGCGUGCCAUACGGCAUGGCAGCCGUCAUCCUCUUCCCUCUGCGAACAUCCAUAAACUCUCUCCGUUCCGAGCACAACCACGGCCCCCCUGCUGUGUUCGAGGAUGGCACUGCCUCCACGCCCACGGAUGGAGUGGUGGCUGGGUUGGCUGGCAGCCCGGUGGGCCGAGGUGGCUUUGCCCUGACCGCCCCAAGUGAAGCUGAACGCCAGAGAAAGAGGAAAGGCCGCUUUCGGCAGUCUAUCCUAAGUGGACUGAAACUGCGACGCUCUGAAUCCAAAAGCUCACUGGCCAGUCAGCUCAGCAAGCAAAGUUCCUUCUGCAGUGAGGCUGGCAUGAGUACAGUCAGCUCAGCCGCCUCCGAUAUCCACUCCAAUGCUAGUGAGAACGAACAGAGUGCCCCCGUGGAUGCAACUGUGACAGAAAUGUACGCAGGCGAGUGGCGUAGCGACCACAGGGCCGGCUGGGGGGUGAGUCGCCGUUCGGAUGGCCUUCAGUACACAGGCGAAUGGGCGGCGAACAAAAGGCACGGGUACGGAUGCACCACCUUCCCAGACGGCACCAAGGAGGAGGGGAAGUACAAGCAGAACAUGUUGGUGAGCGGCAAGCGCAAGAACCUGAUCCCACUGAGGGCCAGUAAAAUUCGGGAGAAGGUAGACAGAGCUGUGGAGGCUGCUGAAAAGGCUGCAGAAAUUGCCAAGCAGAAAGCUGAGAUUGCCAUGUCAAGAAUGAGCCACGCUCGGGGAAAGGCGGAAGCGGCUGAGGGAGUUGCACAGAAGGCCGUGGAAGAAUGCCGACUGGCCAGGAUAGUAGCCAAAGAGCUCUCACCCUCCUUCUUCAUCUAUGGCAAUGGACUCGAAUGUCAGAGGCCUCAGCACCAAGACGCCAAGGACAAAGACCACGAGGUCAUCUCUACAGGAACAGACAGUCCGGAGCUGUGUACUCCCGACACCACGCCGCCUGUAAUAACACCCGAGCUUAGCCCCGUGCUGAAUGUCUCUAUAUGUCCACCCCGCAGCCCACCCAAGCAUGUCCAUCGUUCUAGAAAUGCUUGCUUUAUGAGACAAAGUGCUGUGGAUGAUCAGGGUGGAGCAGAAAUCCAGGUGCUUGUUGAAACGCGGGGGAUGGACCUAUUGAAGGGCGAGGCCAUCAACUGGGCAGAUGACAUGUACCCUGAUCGAGGAUGCAGCAGCCGCUCCACCACACCCUCUCUACUAGAAGAACAGGAGGGACAUAUGAAUGGCCACGAUCCAGCUCCUUUGUCCAACCACAAGCUACGGGAGAAAUCCAUGUCCAAUCACAAGGUCCGGGAGCACACUUCCUCCCACAGAGCGUGGGAGCACUCUUUGUCCAACCAAAAGUCAUCCAAACAUGCAUCUUCCAAUCACAAGUCAAGGGAGUACACGUCAUCCAAUCACAAAACAUGGGAUCAUUCUUCUACCAACCAUAAGGCUUGUGAACAUGUCUCUUCCAACUACAGGCCUCAGGUGCACAUUUUGUCCAAUCACAAGGCCUUGGAACAUAACAUGUCCAAUCACAAGACAUCUGAGCAUGCUUCCAACAAUCACAACUCCCAAGAUUACAUAUCUUCCAAUCACAACCCCAAGGACCACGUUGCCUCUAGUUACAACCCCCGAGAGCAUGCCUUCUCCAACCAUCUAACGCAGCACAAUUCCUCCAACCACAAGCUGAGUGAGCAUGCUGUAAUUGACCAAAGGCAAGAUGACCUCAACGAGGGUUGGACUGCAGAAAGCACCCUCAGGUGGAGCCCCGCCCACUCACGCCUCGCAGAGCAAGAUGAAGAGAGGAUGAAUGAAUAUGCCGUUGAUUUGAGGCUUCAGUGUCCAGAUACGCAGAAAAAAACGGCGCCCAAAAACAACCGGCUGCGAUCCCGCGGUUUGAGACCAGUCAGAGAAGGAUCUAUGGACUCCGUCCAGAUGCUGGACAAUCUGAGUGUGGGGGCGGAGCUUGAGGAAUGGCCACUGCAUCGGGACCUCACGCUAUCCCCGCCGCUUCAGUCUCAGCCCAUCGUUCUGGAGCAGGAAGGAGAGCUUCUUACCCUCAAAUCAAACUCAGGCUCCAGCUCCAUUCUGGUGGUUAUGGUCAUCUUACUCAAUAUUGGAGUAGCAAUUCUUUUCAUUCAUUUCUUUAUUUAAGCUUAUACAGGUAUGAUCAACAAAGACUUAUUGAUUACUGCAGUAUAUUAUAUUCUGACUUACCAAGAUGGAUGUUCUGCUUUUUUCGACUGGAGCCCACAGCCUGAAUGAUGGUUACAGCAGUGAAGAGGCUCAUCGAGUUUCUGCGUGACCGAUGCUCCUUUCACGUUUUUUUUUUUUUUGCUUACAACCAUGAAAAAGGUGAUUGAAUAACACAGAAAGUGACGGCUUUAAACUACUGAGGCGUGUUUGGACUAAUGUGCAUGGGUGUCCAUUGCAUACUGUUACAUUGACUGGCACAGGCAGUUUUGGCCAGUUUUUUUGUCAAAAAUGCAAAACUCAUGCUUCCUAAUUAUCAUGAAAAACAUUCUAACCAAGAGCACGAAAAUCGGCCUCCUUCCUGUAUUGCACAUACAAACCAACCUUUUGUCUUUUCACCAUUUCAUAUCUUGUUCACCUCAUUCACCAGUUUCCUGCUGUCUGUUCUCACUAUGCGAUACAUCCAGAACUAUGCUCCAAGAGUAGAUUCCUUUAAAGGGCUCGGCCAUUAUGUUUUUUUAUUUAUACAAACCUAUUUGCAACUUUUGCAUGAGGCUGCGUGGAGCAUUAAAUAAAAUGCAUUGUCAAUCCCUUUAACAUCACCAUUCUGUCUGCAUUCGUUUGGAUUCCAGUCCGAGUGAUAACUUUGUGUACUUGUGUAACCCUGCGCGGACCAGGACUCAAACCUAUGACCACACGCCGACCUCUGUCUGAGAGUCAAGCAUGCGAGCCAAUAGGCUGAAAAUGUCACGUGUUCAACUCGGGUUGCUAACUCCCUGAAAAAUGAACGAGGGACAACUUGUUGGCAGCGCCAGCCAACCAGAUCGUCUUCACUCCUACCAGUGGGAUUUAUUUUUGCAUUUUUUUAAAUGUUUCAAACCGUUCUUUUGGUUUGGAGUAAUAUGAAUACAAAGGGAAACACAUUAAAUUUUUCAGUGCAAAAUAACAACAUUAAUAGAGUAAAUCAAAGAGCUGUCUUUUGGCGUUUUCCUGUUAAAGUCGCCACAGCGAGACAAUCGCAUGAUUAAAUAAAUUUUUAUUCUCGAAACUUUUGCUGACACAUUUGUACUUGCGCUCUUUUCGUCUGAAGGCAGACGCUUGUCCUGUAAACUGCCAGAGAUGAACACAAGUUAACAAAUUCUGUUACAGUGGUACUUCGGCUUACUGAUUUAAUUGGUUCUGUGAUGGAGUUUGUAACACAAAAUGCUCUAAUUUCAAAUCAAUGUUAAUCAUUGAAAUUAAAUGAAAUUCUGUUCUGGGCCCUACUAGAACCCCACAAACAUGAAGCAUACAUUUGAUUAAGAAAAACAAACUUCUAGAUAGCGAAUACUGUAUAAAAAACAAUACAAUAAACAAAAAACAUUCUACAGCAGUAUUGGAGCAUUGGAGAGAGGACCUCUACGGUAUCACCUGCAAGCUCAAACCCAUCGUCAUCAGCUUUUCCAUAUUUUUAUGGAUAAAUAUACGCCGUUUAGACAUUACUUUAACACCCUUGGCUGGCGUCAUUGACUCAUUGUGCUUCAGUAUGGUGCAGAGACUCAGUGCUAUGCCAAGCUGACUAAACUCACACGGCACACCUCAAUCAUGAUUGUUCAAUGGAUAUCAUCCGCUUUUUCUUCUCAGCAGGGUCCUUCAAUGCUUGCUAACUAUUAGCAAUUACAUUUUGGUAGGAUUUUACGGGGUUCACUGUGACAUUCGUUACGUCAACUAGCAGUGGGGAGGCUCCAAACCAAAAUUUUGCUCGAAAACCUAAAGCAUAACAAUUAGCCAAGAGACAGCUUGUAUAGCAAAACCUUGUGAGCUGGGGCACUCGUAAGCCAAAGUCCAACUCCAUUUUAUUCUCUCAUUGGCGACAGAGCAGGGAAUACGUUUUCCUCAAAAUUUCAUAUUAAGUGCCCUCAUCCAUCCAUCCAUCCAUUUCUACCGCUUAUUCCCUUCGGGGUCGCGGGGGGCGCUGGAGCCCAUCUCAGCUACAAUCGGGCGGAAGGCGGGGUACACCCUGGACAAGUCGCCACCUCAUCGCAGGGCCUGUAUUAAGUGCCCUGUCAUUCAUUAAUUCCAUUGAUAUUUUAGACUCCUUUUGAUUCUCACGGUAAUAUGCAACAAAAUGUGUCCCUUUUACAUGUACUAUUUUUUUCUAAAUACGUGACAGUUCCGUUUUUCUAGGCACGAUUGACAACCCUACUUACGACCCACCGACUAGCCCGGUUCUCACGGCUAACAUAGCCGGCAUCUGUAACACUUGUUUGACAUCCAACAUUACAUCAACCACAUUUUUGGAUCUGGCAAACCUAGCAUCCUGUUUGAUUCAUGAACAUUUUGUAAGUCAACAUGUUUCAAGAUUUAUACUCAAGGAAAUUCCUGAAUUCAAAAGACAAUUUUAUGUCAGCACUCCUUGCACAUGGACACACAUUCGCAUGGCGACUCAACAUAUGACACAUGUAUCUGCUGACAUGCUGAGGGGAAUUCAGAAUGUCACUUUGUAUAGCCUCUAGACUGUUAUGUUAUAUGACCACUAAUUAUACUAUAAUACAUGUAUGUGUCAUUAUUAUUAUUCCAGUUUGACACUUUUUUGAGUGAGUCAGAGAGAAUUCAGAGUAUUUGUUACUAAUUCACUAAAUUUACCAAAAUUGGCAGGCUAAGACCUCCACUCCUCUUCACACACUCCCUCCUCAACAAGGAAUGGCAUGCACUGUUUUGACUCUCUGUCCAAGUCGUCCAAAAAGGGAGAGUGGGGUUAAUUACCACCGCGUCAUUACCAGAUAGGCCAGAGGAGAUUUGUCCGCAUGGUUGUUCCGCUCAAUCUGGUGUCGGUUUGUUCUCUUUUGUCUGUUUUGUUCAGUAACACAAGUCUACGCGAGACAUGGAGAGCAGUGAUAAAAUAAACGCUCGCUUGUAACUCUCAGAGAUUAAAUGAAUUUAUGAAUAAUAUGAAAAGAAACUCUCUACUAUUGUAUGUUUUAUACUUCGCACCCAGUGGCAUCAUCAUGUUGUGACAUCAUUGCAUGCCCGAGCAUGCUCUUUCUUACGCUUUGGUUUAUGAGGUUGUUUUCAAGUUACUGUGGAGAAAAUAAUAAAAUUGUUUGAAAUAUUAA